AUGUGCGACCGGCGGAAACAGGCCUGGGCCGCCGUUAUCAUCGGCAACGUGUUGAUCUACACCAUUGUUAUCGCCAGCCCGAUCUAUGUUCCUCAAUUUCAACCGGGAAGCACGGGAAGAAACAUCAGACACUUGCCCUGCGUGUCACGCAGGAGUGGUGAAACCGGUGUGUGCAUGUUCGCGUUUACCUGCGCGAAAGCUAAUGGCACGCAUCUUGGUACCUGCAUCGAUCGCUUCUACUUCGGUAGCUGUUGCAAAAUUGACGACGAGCCGGACAUCUUCCCGCAGGAUAACAGCAUCGACGACGGUCCGUCACCACCAAGGCCGUUCGUCACGACUCACCGGCCUAUCGGGAGCAGCGGCAUACCGGAGUACUUCGCGAGGCCCAAGCCGACCGAUGAAAAGAAACCAGUCGAGGCUUCGCAAAUCACGACAACAUCUGCAUUCUUGAAAACGCAAAGCACGCAGACUUCAGCAAAUACGAUGAGAGACACGACAAAGUUCGUGACAAAGAAGCCAACGAUCAUGACGAUAGAAACGACAACGCAGACUACUCGCCUCUCGACAUUCCAAACCGUGCAACAUGCUGCCAGACCCAGCACGGAAGCCACGUUGUCGAAGAGAACCAACAGUACUGUAAAUAUUCCAGCGAGUAUAUCAUCAAGUAUAUCAUCAACGAGACCUACGAAACCGUCCACUUUGGCCUCUACCCUACGACCUAGCACCGUGAAUAUAACAAAAGUAACAACACUGUUGACCACGAAGAAGCCUGUCGCGUCCACGACAACAGCGCAAAGGCCAACGGUGCAGACCUCUCAGAAACCGCUCUCUUCGACUACUCGCCGGCCGGUUCUUCAACACGAAUCGACCGCGACUACGAUAAAAAACGUUCUCGCGACUACCACGCAGAAUGUGGUGCCUUCGACCAGAUUCCCACCGCGAAACACGACGUCGGUUAAACCGCUGACUCAGACGAUCACAAGGAAGCCUAGCACCAAGAGACCUAGCACCACCGUGACAACGAAACGUCCGGUGGCGACCACGAAGAAAUCCACUACGUUGACGAAGAGACCGUCGACUCCUUCGAGACCUCUCACUUCCAGUUUCGGUACCACUUCGCCGGUGACGACUAAGCCUCACUCGACCUCCGGGUCGUUCAGCAACGUCGGAUCUUCCAGCGUGAGCGUCAAUCAAGCAACGGAGAGUACUUUAGCCUCCACUGGGAUUAGACCAUCGACUGCGACGACGGCAACUACGAGCGCUAGUGGUCAGAAGACCACCAUUACGACGAAGAGUCCGGGUCAGACAGUGCCUGUCAAAACGACAACGCCGAAGACGACGUUGAAGACGACAACGAGAUCAUCGACGAUCAGGACGACCACCGCUAGACCAUUCACAACGACUAAAACAACGAUCGGCAUAUCGACCGCGGUUAAACCAUUGUCUUCGACCACGGCUAAACCGUCUUCGUCCUCGACCACCACAACGAAAUUGAAACCCACUAAAAUCAUUAGCACGACAACGAAGACCACGAGACCCGAACACACCAGCACCACGGCGACCACGGAGAGAACGAGGCCGUUGUCGUCAACUGCCGGGUCAACGGUUAGCGUUACGAAACCAAAACCCAGCACGACGAAACCAACACCCUUGACGAAGCUUCCUGUGAACACGUCCAGUAUUGUGGAGGUCACCACAAGUAUCUCGAGUUCGAUAUCCACGUUUACCGUUAGGAACGAGAGCACCUCGACCCACGUACCUCCUACCAAGGGUCAGAAUGUUAAUCACACCCUCGAGGAGAUCCCGUUGACUACCUACUCGCCAGGAUUAGUGACGUGGAGCUCCAACUCUGACGAAGUUUCUACAAAAGCGUCCAAUGAAACGUCUUCGUCAACGUCAACGGUAACUACAACGUCAGAGCAAGCGGAAACUGAUUGGGACCCGAUAACAACUCCGGACGGUUGGAUAAUGAUUCAGUCGCCUACUACCGAAAAGUUACCGCAGACUCAAGAGUCGACGACCGAACCGGUUACGGAAUCCACUAUACAGUCUUUGACUUCUGCAAAACCGAUAACAGAGAGCACUACCGAUCCCGACACCAUGAAGAGACCGACGAUAACAAAUUUGUCAGGCGUUACGAUCGACACGGAACUUCCGGUACCGAUGGAGACCCUCAAUAUGUCGGACUAUAAACAAGUGUGCGGACGAAGAUUAUUCCCAGAGCCCAGGAUCGUCGGCGGUGACCGGAGUUCCUUCGGAAAGUGGCCUUGGCAGAUCUCAUUACGUCAAUGGCGAUCGCAGACGUAUCUGCACAAAUGUGGCGCGGCAUUGUUGAACGAGAACUGGGCUAUUACCGCGGCGCACUGUGUCGAAAGCGUACCACCUACCGAUCUAUUAUUAAGGAUCGGCGAACACGAUUUGGCGAAUGAAGACGAACCGUACGGGUAUCAGGAGAGGAGAGUGCAGAUUGUGGCAAGCCACCCACAAUUUGACGCGCGUACCUUCGAGUACGAUCUCGCCCUGUUGCGAUUCUACGAACCCCUUCUACCCUUUCAACCGAACGUCUUGCCGAUUUGCCUGCCCGACGACGAUGAAACUUACGUUGGUCGUACCGCCUACGUUACUGGCUGGGGCAGACUUUACGAUGAAGGGCCCCUGCCGUCCGUGUUACAGGAGGUUGCAGUACCGGUUAUCAAUAAUACCGUAUGCGAAUCGAUGUACAGAAACGCGGGUUACAUCGAGCACAUUCCGCAUAUAUUUAUCUGCGCCGGUUGGAGGAACGGCGGAUUCGAUUCUUGUGAGGGUGACAGCGGCGGUCCGAUGGUCAUCCAAAGAGCGCGAGACAAGCGAUGGAUUCUUGCCGGAAUUAUCAGUUGGGGUAUCGGUUGCGCCGCGCCCAAUCAGCCCGGCGUUUAUACGCGUAUCUCGGAGUUUCGCGACUGGAUCAAUCAGAUCCUGCAGUUCUGAGCGUCUCUAGACGACGAAAGAGCAUGUCUCGCGCUCGAAAUUCGCGCUUUCGCGUCGCGCCGACUCCUACGGACGUUUGUAACGAUCGCCCAGCCGACGGACGGCACCAUCUGCCGGAGCUGUGAGCCAAGUGCAAUUUAGUGGAAAAAUCUAAGAGAUCCCGGUUGCGGGGAUUCACAGAGAUCUGUGCGCGUGUUGCGAACUCGAACGACAUGUGGAGCCACUGAUUCGAUUUUCGCGUGUGAAAGCCGCGACGUACGUACAUGCGAUUUCCCGGGAAAAUCCGUGUUACAACGAUACGGUAAAGGAACAAAAGGCUGUAUCGAUUUGCGCGAUAUCGAGACACUGUGAAUGUACCGUGACAAGCACAUCAAACUUUGUGACAAACGAUCGAAAUUUUCGGUCAACUUAGAUUUCUUUAUCUAGAAUCGUUUUAAAAUAGUUAAUUCCAGAACAUGGAAUUACCUUUUUAAAGUAAAUUAUUCUUUUACAUAUAUAUAGACGCUGUUCAGCAUUAACUUUUUAAGUUUUCUCCUUCUACCAAACGUGUGUCGAUUUAUUUUUUUCUAAUGUGUUCAGUUUGCUCAAAGCCUUAAUGAAUGCAUGUAAAAAUAUAUGCAUGUGAUUGCGCUAAUUAAUAGAUCUGCAAAGGAAUUAUUGUAUCUGUUUUUAAUUUAAUAAUAGAAAAAAUACGAUAAUUUGUUUGUUGAAUCUCUAUUACAUUUAAUCAUUUAAACUUUAACUUUUAACUUUAAAUUCAAAUAAAUUAAAAUAAUGUCCAUUAAAGUACGAUAUAUUCAAUAUACGAGGGCUGAUUAAAAAUGUCAAGAAGUAUCCGACCUUUUUAGAUGUGAAAUCAAAUAAAUUUUAUUUGAAAUUAUGUAGAGAUUGAAUUUCAAUCUCUUUCAAAGCAAGUUUGUUGUGUCCACACACACUUAUUUCAGCGUGCAGCGGUUCUUCCAUACCUGCAGGAAACAUUAUUCAAAUUCAAUCUUGAAGAUUGUCUCUUCAAUUCUCUCGUCGCAUUCUCGAUAAUUAAAUUGUGUAUCUUUUCAAUUUUGUAAGUUUCGGAAAAAAGCAACCAAAUUACACGGAGCCAUAUCUGAAAAGUAAGCCUGUCGGAUCAAAGAAAUGACCAUAAAAAAGUCUACAAGCAAACAGGCAAAUCUGAGGGUACAUGAUUAUAUGAUACCGGUCAAGAAUACGACGAGAGAGCUCUUGGUGAUUCCCAAGAUUGAGUUUGAAAAGUAUUCUGGACCAUGUCUUUCCAUAGAUUGAAACAAGUGGGUUCACAAGAAGCCUGCUUUGAAGAAGAUUGAAGUCCGAUCUCCAUAAAUAUAAUCUAUUUGAUUUCACAUUCUGACCUACAGAUUAGAUACUUUUUGAUCAGACCUUGUAUAAACUUAAUAUAAAAAAAAAAAAAUUUCCAGGCAAUUUAAUUCAACUUAAAUCAAAAUUAUUAUUCAAUAUUUACAAAAAUGUUUGCAAUUUAAUAUUUUGCUUAUUUUCUCAUCUAUCGCUGAAAGUGAUUAAUCAUGAAGCUACUGUGAUUCAGAGAAUUUACAUAUUUUCUUAAUAUGUAUUUACAUUUCAAAAAUAUAGUAUAAUAAGCUUUUGAAUCACAGUGUGCGCAAAAAUUGUUAUGUAAAUGUUGUUACGCGAUACAACAAACACUCUACGGUGUCGUUAAUAAAUAUUUCAAACGAAAACACUGUUAACUGAAUAUAACUUAUAAAAAUUCACUUUUUAUAACUUUUUUGCCUAUCGAUGAACAAAGUAUCGAACUCUUCGUCAGCUCUCUAAACAUUUUUAUAUAAAAAAAAUUGCGAGAUUUACGUAUACCAUCCAUAUACAAUGGUACCUAAAUUUCUGUCUACACAUGUAAAUUCAAAUAUGCAUAGCUGGGCGUAGAAUAAAUAGAGUAUCCCAAAA
This is a messenger RNA of Wasmannia auropunctata (little fire ant), 4899 nucleotides long. It is a transcript of the gene Np, whose product is annotated as serine proteinase stubble. NCBI's taxonomy places the organism in Eukaryota, Metazoa, Arthropoda, Insecta, Hymenoptera, Formicidae. Gene Ontology annotation, biological process: proteolysis. The transcript has 10 exons. The record is from RefSeq and is a predicted model, not a curated record. Bases 1 to 2967 code for a protein of 988 amino acids. Gene Ontology annotation, molecular function: serine-type endopeptidase activity.